This is a messenger RNA of Myotis lucifugus (little brown bat), 1131 nucleotides long. Its product is annotated as speckle-type POZ protein-like. The record is from RefSeq and is a predicted model, not a curated record. Gene Ontology annotation, biological process: regulation of proteolysis; proteasome-mediated ubiquitin-dependent protein catabolic process. Gene Ontology annotation, cellular component: nucleus; cytoplasm. Gene Ontology annotation, molecular function: ubiquitin protein ligase binding. NCBI's taxonomy places the organism in Eukaryota, Metazoa, Chordata, Mammalia, Chiroptera, Vespertilionidae.
AUGUCGAGGGUCCCAAGUCGGCCACCUCCAGCAGAAAUGUUGAGUGGCCCUGUAGCGGAGAGCUGGUGCCACACUGAGAUCACGGUAGUGAAAUUCUCCCACAUGUGGACCAUCAGUGACUUUAGCUUUUGCUGGCAGGAAGUGGGUGACGUCAUUCAAAGUUCCACCUUUUCAUCAGAAGCCAUUGAUCAACUGACAUGGCGUUUGAGGGUAUACCCAAAAGGGCUAGAUACAGUAAGCAAAGAUUACCUGUCACUUUACCUGUCUCUGGUCAGUUCUCCAAAGUGUAUAUUUUUGGCAAAAUUCAAACUCUCCAUCCUGAGUGACAAGGGAGAAGAAAUCAAAUCUUUGGAGAGUCACUGGGCAUAUAGCUUUGUACAAGGCAAAAGACUGGGGUUCAAGAAAUUUAUCCAUAGAGAUGUUCUUUUGGAUGAAGACAAUAGUCUUCUCCCUGAUGACAAGCUGGCCCUCUUCUUUGAGGUGAGUGUGGUGCAAGAUUCCUUCACCAUUUCUGGCCAGAGUACCACGGAGAUGGUGACGGUUCCUGAGUGCCAGGUGGCCCAUGCGCCAGGAGGACUUCGGGAACAUUCCUGGUUCACAGACUGUUGUUUCUGUGUUGCUGGCCAGGAAUUCCAGGCUCACAAUGCUAUCUUAGCAGCUCGUUCCCCAGUGUUUAGGGCCAUGUUUGCGCAUGCAAUGGAGGAGAGCAACAAGAGUCGGGUUGAAAUCAUUGACAUGGAGCCUGGACCUGGAGUUUUUAAGGAAAUGAUGUGCUUCAUUUACACGGAGAAGGCUCCGAACCUGGACAAAAUGGCUGAUGGUUUGCUGGCAGCUGCUGACAAGUAUGCCCUGGAGCGUUUGAAGGUCAUGUGCCAGGAAGCCCUCAGCAGACACCUCUCUGAGGAGGAUGCUGCGGAAAUGCUCACCUUGGCUGACCUCCACAGAGCAGAUCAACUGAAACCUCAGGCAGUGGACUUCAUCAACUCUCACGCUGAGGAUGUCUUGGAGACUGAGGGGUGGCAGGCCAUGGUGGGGUCCCAUCUCCAGUUGGUGUCUGAGAUGUACCGCUCUCUGGCGUCAGCAGAGGGCGCUUGUCUGGGACCCCCACGCAAUUGCCUGAAGCAGUCCUGA